Messenger RNA from Nerophis lumbriciformis (worm pipefish), 1621 nucleotides. RefSeq names its product oxysterol-binding protein-related protein 2-like. Gene Ontology annotation, molecular function: cholesterol binding. Lineage: Eukaryota; Metazoa; Chordata; Actinopteri; Syngnathiformes; Syngnathidae. The record is from RefSeq and is a predicted model, not a curated record. Gene Ontology annotation, cellular component: perinuclear endoplasmic reticulum; plasma membrane; cytosol.
CGAGUCAGAUGAUUCCUUGGAGGUCAGUUUCAAGGAUGCCCUGGUGCUUGACAGCAGUGAUCAGGUGACUGAUAGCUCUGCUGCAGAGCAGAAUGCAGUGUGGCAGCGUAGGAAAACCUUACCUGCUGAAAUGAUCACCAGAAACAACUUCAGUGUGACGAGCAUACUUAAGAAAUGUAUCGGCAUGGAGCUGUCCAAAAUAGCGAUGCCUGUUGUGUUUAAUGAGCCCCUGAGCUUCCUCCAGAGAAUCUCAGAGUACAUGGAACACACACACCUCAUCCACAAAGCCUGCCGUUUGUCGGACUCUAUAGACCGCAUGCAGGUUGUUGCUGCCUUUGCUGUUUCAGCUGUAGCAUCUCAAUGGGAAAGGACUGGAAAGCCAUUUAAUCCUUUACUGGGAGAGACGUUUGAACUCAUGAGAGAGGACGAUGGCUACAGAUUGAUCUCGGAGCAGGUAAGCCACCACCCGCCCAUCAGUGCCUUCCAUGCAGAGUCUCUGAAGCAAGAGUUUGCUUUCCAUGGAUCCAUUUACCCAAAACUCAAGUUCUGGGGAAAAAGUGUCGAGGCCGAACCCAAAGGCACAAUGACGCUGGAGUUACUGAAACAUAAAGAAGCUUACACAUGGACAAACCCAAUGUGCUGUGUGCACAACGUCAUCUUAGGGAAGCUUUGGAUCGAGCAAUAUGGAACAGUAGAGAUUGUAAAUCACAGCACGGGAGAUAAGUGUGUGUUGAACUUCAAACCCUGUGGCAUGUUUGGAAAAGAGCUGCACAAAGUGGAAGGUCACAUACAAGACAGCAGUAAGAAGAAACACAGUGUGAUUUAUGGAAAGUGGACUGAGUGCAUGUACAGUGUGGACCCAAAGGUCUAUGAAGCACACAAAAAGUCUGACAAGAAGGCAGGAGGGGACUCAAAGAAGCUGAAGCAGGAACAUAGUUGUGAAGAUGAGAAUGCCGUUCUCGAGACUGUAACUGUGAUACCAGAAAGUGCCUUACUGUGGAGGAUAUCGCCACCACCAGCUCACUCAGAACAGAUGUAUAACUUUACCAGCUUUGCCAUGACACUAAACGAGCUGGAGCCCAGCAUGGAGCAACUACUUGCACCGACUGACUGUCGGCAGAGGCCCGACAUCAGAGCCAUGGAGAACGGAGAAAUAGACAAAGCAAGUGCAGAAAAAGAGCGCCUUGAGGAGAAGCAGAGGGUCGCGCGUAAAGAGCGAUCCAAGGAUGAGGAGGAGUGGUCAACCAGGUGGUUCCAUCUGGGAACAAACCCUCACACCGGAGCAGAGGACUGGCUGUACAAGGGGGGAUACUUUGACAGGAAUUACGUGGACUGUCCCAACAUUUACUGACAUAUGAAAAUAUUUUUACUUGUUUCUAUUGACAUCUUAAGACUGGUGUGCCGUAUAGGAUACUGUGGCUGCUAGCAUUUGAACUCAAGAGAAGAUCAUGAUCACGUCAGCCAUAGAAAGGUUUGAGUAAGUUUACUUCCUGUAAAUCAUAUGCCAACUACCCUCACCUUUUAUGUGCUCUACUUGUGUUUCUGAUGAUAACGGUAAUAGUCCACAUUGAGUAAAUGUUACACAUGUUGAAAAGGAUUUAAACCACCUGUGUGAUCUCAA